GCUGGGGUAAGGAGUUCAAGGCAGCGCCCACACCCGGGGGCUCUCCGCAACCCGACGGUCUGUCCGCUCCCCCCUUCCCCCCCGCCCUCCCACUCAUUCACUCACCCACCCACCCAGAGCCGGGACGGCAGCCCAGGAGCCGGGGCCCCGCCGCCUCCUUGCCGCGAUCCUGGACUUCCUCCUGCCGCAGGAGCCGGCUUCCACGUGUGCCCCGGAGCCGGCGUCUUCUCACUCGCUCCGCUCCGGCUCUGGGUGCCUUCAGCAGCCCGAGCAGCCGGGGCUCCGGGGCCCAGGCUGCCUCUGGGCCAAGUUAGGUGCGGCCGAGUCCAGCGCCGAGCGUCUGCAAGGCCGAAGGAGCCGCGGGGCGUCCGGGGCUGAGCCGCAGCAAAUGGGCUCUGACGUGCGGGACCUGAAUGCGCUGCUGCCGGCGGUACCCUCGCUGGGUGGCGGCGGUGGCUGCGCCCUGCCCGUGAGCGGCGCCGCACAGUGGGCGCCCGUGCUGGAUUUUGCACCCCCGGGCGCCUCGGCUUACGGUUCGCUGGGCGGUCCUGCGCCGCCGCCGGCUCCGCCGCCACCCCCGCCGCCGCCGCCGCCGCCUCACUCCUUCAUCAAACAGGAGCCGAGCUGGGGCGGCGCGGAGCCGCACGAGGAGCAGUGCUUGAGCGCCUUCACCGUGCAUUUCUCCGGCCAGUUCACCGGCACAGCUGGAGCCUGUCGCUACGGUCCCUUCGGUCCUCCUCCGCCCAGCCAGGCGUCCUCCGGCCAGGCCAGGAUGUUCCCUAACGCGCCCUACCUGCCCAGCUGUCUCGAGAGCCAGCCCGCUAUUCGCAACCAGGGAUACAGUACAGUCACCUUCGACGGGACGCCCAGCUACGGUCACACGCCCUCGCACCACGCGGCGCAGUUUCCCAACCACUCUUUCAAGCACGAGGACCCCAUGGGCCAGCAGGGCUCUCUGGGCGAGCAGCAGUACUCUGUGCCGCCCCCAGUCUAUGGCUGCCACACCCCUACCGAUAGCUGCACAGGCAGCCAGGCCCUGCUGCUGAGGACGCCCUACAGCAGUGACAAUUUAUACCAAAUGACCUCCCAGCUUGAAUGCAUGACCUGGAAUCAGAUGAACUUAGGAGCCACUUUAAAGGGAGUUGCUGCUGGGAGCUCCAGCUCAGUGAAAUGGACAGAAGGGCAGAGCAACCACGGCACAGGGUAUGAGAGUGAUAACCACACAACACCCAUCCUCUGCGGCGCCCAGUACAGAAUACACACCCACGGCGUCUUCAGGGGCAUUCAGGAUGUGCGACGUGUGCCCGGAGUUGCCCCGACUCUUGUCCGGUCAGCAUCUGAGACCAGUGAGAAACGCCCCUUCAUGUGUGCUUACCCGGGCUGCAAUAAGAGAUAUUUUAAGCUGUCACACUUACAGAUGCAUAGCCGGAAGCACACUGGUGAGAAACCAUACCAGUGUGACUUCAAGGACUGUGAACGAAGGUUUUCUCGUUCAGACCAGCUCAAAAGACACCAAAGAAGACACACAGGUGUGAAACCAUUCCAGUGUAAAACUUGUCAGCGAAAGUUCUCCCGGUCUGACCACCUGAAGACCCACACCAGGACUCAUACAGGUAAAACAAGUGCGUAAACUUUUCUUCACAUUUAUUUUUCAUUAUUUUUUUUAAAAUACUGUUGAAUGAAGUUGUUUGUGAUGUGAGAGAUUGGAAAAGACGAGUGUAGAAGUUCUGAGAACUGUGCAUGGCUGUCUUUAACUAAUAACAUUGUUUCAGAAGGGUUGGGGUGGGGACCACAGAGCAGAAGGGAGAUGUGAAAAGAACACUCUUUUACUGCGUGUCCAGAAUGAAGGGAGGAGAUGAGCUAGGUCCCCACUGUUACCAGUUUGCUACAUUAUACUGUGUCACUCAGUUUGAUUGGAUCAUCAACUUUACAAACAGCAGAAAUUCUCGCAAGCCAAAUAUUUAUUCUUCGGAGAGCUCACAUUUCAUGACACUAUUUUCAGAGACCUGAAUCCUUGCUGGGCUAAAAGUUAAUGUCCCAGGAGCAGACAUGGUUUCUGCCAGACUCAUAUCAGCCUAUGGACAUUAUUUCCUUUGUACUAGUAUAGAGAGGGGAACAGGACACUUAUUCACUGGUUGCUGAAAGUUUUUGCUUUUCCGCAAGCUUGGUGUGAUUCAUAACAAAAAUAGCACCACCUUUGUUGUGUAUUUUCUAGCUUUGGAAGGAGGGCCAAGGCUUAGGGUUAUCUCGCUGUAUCUUUGCAACAUCCUUCCUUGUAAGAAGAAGAACGUAGGCAUGUUUUAUCCCCAUUUUUCAGAUGAGGAAACCGAGGCACGUAGUGAUGAAAUGACUUGUCUACAGUCCCAAAGCUAGUAAGAAGCAAACCCAAUUCCUUCUGCUCCCAGCCUACCCUGUCCUACAGCCUUCUUUCUUGGUGAAAGAGCGUAGGUUCAUCUCACAGCCCAGGGAGGAUAGGAAUCAGGAAGAGAGCCAAGGUCAGCAAAGCUGAGUGCCAUUGAGAGACUGAGGAGAGUGAAGACCAACAGGAGAAAGGGUUGGGCUUUGUCCAUUGGAAGAUGACCUUUGACAGCAUGGCUGGAGGUUGGGGUGGACGGCCAGGAGCCAGAUCAGGAAGAGCAGAGGAACAGUGAGUGGGAGGUGAGGGAAAAUACGAGGUCAUGAGCCCCCAUGCAGCUGCAGAUUCUCAGCCCGAAUAGGCUGCCAUUUAUAGACAGGGUCAAGGUACCUGUGCCCCAGAGUUGGUGGGGUGGGCAUCUCUUUUGCUCUACUCAGGUGCCUCUCGUGUUUCUUCUUUUCCUUAGUCCUGAGCUCAUAAUUUGGUGAGAAAGUUAUCGUCCCUUUUAUCCUGCCCCCCUCCUCCUCCAACCCUAUGCGUAUCUGUAUAUGCGCAAAAUGGCCCAUGUCACUGGCAGACUGUUUUACCCUAUAUUUGAUCAGCCCCCUGUUCUGACCCUGGGACAGCGCCUCCCCUGGGACAUUCCUCCCUGUGUGUCCCAACCAGUAGUUCUCAGAGGAGGCAAAGUGGGACCAGUGAUACCCUGGGAAGAUCUCCCCGGUGGAACAGACGUUGGCUCCCGUGGCAUUCUUACUUCGGAUUAAGCCACAGCUCGAUCUCCGUAAGGGCCAGGCCUGGGAGGUGGGGUACGGCCGAGGGCGUGGGCUUUGGAAUAGACAGACCUGGAUUUAAGUCCUGCUUGGAUCUGCCCUCACUAGCGGUCUAGCCUCAUCUCCAGAGUGGGGAUACUAAUGCUUGUCUUACAGGGCUGUUGUAGGGAAUACAUGAAAUAAUGUAUGUAGAUGAUGCCCAGCACACAGCUGGGCAUAUAUUAGGCAUUUCAUAAAUGCUGAUUAUCCUCCCUGUCCAGAAUGAGGCUUGGAAGGAACUUCUGAGAGCUCCUUGGAUGGAGUGGUCUCGAUCUUUUGGCAGGCUCGUUAAAAAUCUUGAAACCAAAAAAGAAAAAGAAAAUCUUAAAAUCAUGCCUCAACUCGAAUGGGGAUUAUGCUCUGAGUAACACUUUGAGGUAAAAGAAGCAAAUGUCCUGCAAACUGGUAUCAGUGACUUAUUCUAAAAUACCCAGCCCAUCCAGAAUAUCUCCACAGGCAGAGAUAUUAAAGCUACGGUCACGCUCUACUACAGGAGGGCAAUCAAUCAGUAAUAUCCAGGGUGAUGAUCCUGAGCCCCUGCGGCCCAGUGAAGCUCAGUUCCCUGGGAAGACAGUGCAGGGGAAACAUUCAUGCAAUUCACAAAACAGUCUAACAGCAAAGGGUGAAACAAAUGUUUUCCCCUCCAUUACAUACAAAUUGCCCAGACACUUUGAUUAACUAGACUCAUUCCUGGGCGCCUGGGUGGCUCAGUCGGUUAAGCGACUGCCUUCGGCUCAGGUCAUGAUCCUGGAGUCCAGGGAUC
Leptonychotes weddellii (Weddell seal) is the source of this 3928-nucleotide messenger RNA. NCBI's taxonomy places the organism in Eukaryota, Metazoa, Chordata, Mammalia, Carnivora, Phocidae. The record is from RefSeq and is a predicted model, not a curated record.